Messenger RNA from Cavenderia fasciculata, 1203 nucleotides. RefSeq lists its product as uncharacterized. Gene Ontology annotation, biological process: tRNA modification. NCBI's taxonomy places the organism in Eukaryota, Evosea, Eumycetozoa, Acytosteliales, Cavenderiaceae. The record is from RefSeq and is a predicted model, not a curated record. The transcript has 3 exons. Bases 1 to 1203 code for a protein of 400 amino acids. Gene Ontology annotation, molecular function: magnesium ion binding; tRNA guanylyltransferase activity.
AUGAAUGAAAUUGGUUAUGAUCAUCAACCUAAUCUUGAUUUGGAGUUCACUUUCACUCUUCAUUUCACUCUUCAUUUCAAUCUUCAUUUCAUUCAUGUAAUAUUAGAUCGAUCAAUCACAAUCAUGUAUUAUAGUAGUAAAUUUAUUCGAUCAUUAGCAUCAUCGUCGACAUUGAUGUUGAAACAAUCACACCCAUGUACUUUUAAUCAAAGAUCAAAAUCAUAUCAAGUAUCUUCGCAAUCACAGUCACAAUCCUCCUCCUCCUCCUCCUCUUCUUCUUCUUAUUUGAAUGGUAAUGAUGAACAACCUACGACGACAAUCAAGAGCUCUUUCAAAGGAAAUACGGAUAGACAAUUCCUAUCCAACAAAUUCAAAGAUAUUGAAGAGUCGUUUGACUACAAGUUGCCAAGUUAUCAACCAGUUAUCAUUCGAUUAGACGGGAAAUCAUUUAAAAAAUUGUGUAAAGACCUUGAAUUGGAACAUAAUGAUAUCAGAUUCCACGAUGCAAUCAAAGAGGCUGUUCAAGAACUAUGCUCCAAACAUCUAAAUGGCAGUAAGUUUGCCUAUUCCUUUUCCGAUGAGAUCAAUAUCCUUUUCUAUCACAACGAUGUGACAAAGCCACCAUUCCUAUCGAAUCGAUUACAAAAAAUAGUAUCAAUCUCUGCAUCUAUAGCUUCUGUAAAAUUCAGUCAAUCAUUAUCAAAAUCAUUGUCAAGACCCGUAGAUUCAUAUUUUGAUUGUAGGGCAUUCACAAUCUCAAAGGAACAAGUGCCAGAAUAUUUUAUAUCAAGACAACAAAGAUGUUAUUCCAACUUUUUAUCUAAUUUCAUUUCAAAGAUUCAUAAUAAUGGUAAUGGUAAUGGAAAUGGAAAUGGCAAUGGCAUUGAAAAUAAUAAUAAUAAUAAUAAUAAUAAUAAUAAUAAUAAUAAUAAUAAUAAUAAUAAUAAUAAUAAUAAUAAUAAUAACCAAUCAUCAAAGAAUGAUUUAUUAUUAUCAAAUAUGAAUUCAUUUGCCAAAGGUAUUAAACACAAGGAAACAUUUAUAGAAAAGGAAUUGGGAAUUAAAAUCAAUGAUGAAUUCUAUGAAAUCUUUAAAAAGGGUUUCAUAUUUAAACGACAUCAAGAUGGUAAUUGGAAACUUCACAAAAAUGGUGAUAUGCCAUGGUUUAGAAAUAAUCCUCACAUAUUAAAUAUUGAUGAAUAA